CAACUUUCACUUGGGCAGCUAAGCUAGGCCUAGUUGUAGUUCUUUCUCGCUGCCUGCUUCCAAACGCACGUUUAAAGAUCAGAGGAAAGGAGUAAAUGAUGGUGGAUGUGUGAUGCUUUAUUAUUGUUGUAUAAAUAAUUAGUUUAUACAUCUUUGUUUAGUACGUAUACUACUGGAAGACUAUAUUGAUGCAAAUGCUCUAAUUGACUCCAAGUCGACGCGAUAUUGGAUGUGAUUUUGGAGGAGGUCGAAAACGCGUCGCUUUGCUAGGCUAGUAGUAGUAGUGUCUAAUAAAUUGCGUGACCUUGCAUUCGUGGUUGACCUGAACGGCGUAGCCUAGGUCUAGGCUAGACGGCUGAUUUGGAACUAAGCCUAGCCUAAUCAAGCUCGUACCAGCGCCACGGGAAAUUUAGACAGGAAUACUGUACAUACGGAACUAUAAACUGUUAAGACAAAAUGCAGCCUGGUCAAAUGCCCUUAAAAAGGAAGGCUGGAGGGGAUGAUGGAGAUGAUGAUGAAGGAAGUUCCACCAAAUAUGCAAGAAGUGUAGAUGAUGAAAGGGUUGAUAAGGAGCGAUUUGCGAGAGAGAACCAUAGUGAGAUUGAGAGGCGACGUCGAAACAAAAUGACAGCAUAUAUUACCGAGCUUUCGGACAUGGUCCCAACAUGUAGCGCACUUGCUCGUAAACCCGACAAGCUGACAAUUUUGCGGAUGGCUGUGUCUCAUAUGAAGUCCCUGCGAGGAACUGGAAAUACAAAUGCUGAAGGAGCAUAUAAACCGUCAUUCCUUACGGAUCAAGAGCUCAAGCACCUAAUUCUAGAGGCUGCUGAUGGGUUCCUGUUUGUGGUCUCGUGUGACAAUGGUCGUAUUAUUUAUGUAUCCGAUUCAGUAACACCUGUCCUCCAUCAUUUGCAGAAUGAUUGGUUUGGAAAGAGUCUGUAUGACGUGAUACAUCCUGACGAUACAGAUAAGGUGAGAGAACAGUUAUCAACAUCGGAGCCGCCAAAUAGCGGAAGGAUUCUCGACCUUAAAACCGGAACAGUCAAGAAAGAAGGCCAUCAAUCUUCUAUGCGCUUCUGCAUGGGUUCUCGACGAGGUUUCAUCUGCCGUAUUAAAUACGGGAAUGCCCCAGUUGAUCCCAUCACCAUGGGACGGUUUUGUCAAGCUAGAAAUCGUAGCAGCUUGGGCUCAACAAAAGAGGGCGAGCAAUACGCCGUUGUCCAUUGUACUGGAUACAUUAAAAACUGGCCACCAGCUGGAGGUGUCAAUCUGGAACAGCAGGAUGUAGAUGGCGAUGGGCACAAUUCAAAUCACUACUGCUUAGUUGCUAUUGGUCGUUUACAAGUUACCAGUACACCAAAUUGCUCUGACCUAGGGGGCGCUAGCACACCAAAUGAGUUCAUAUCAAGGCAGGAUAUGGAGGGAAAGUUUACAUUCAUUGAUCAAAGAGUAGUUGGAAUAUUGGGCUACCAGCCACAGGAACUUCUGGGCAAGUGUAGUUAUGACUUCUACCAUCCUGAAGACCAAGCCCAUCUAAGGGAAAGUUUUGAACAAGUCGUCAAGUUGAAAGGGCAAGUGCUGUCAAUCAUUUAUCGUUUCCAAGGAAAGAAUCGUGAAUGGGUGUGGAUUCGAACCAGCUCCUUUAGCUUUCAGAAUCCAUACACGGAUGAAGUGGAAUAUAUUGUAUCUACCAAUUCUUUUGCAAAAAAUAUGCAGCAGCCCCAUACACAAGAAGCUCUAGAUGGAGUGAAUAAAGUGAAAGGCCCUGAUGCGACAACAGUAGGUCCUUACUCUACCAGUCUACACCAAGGUGCAGGCUAUCCACAUACAGAGACUAACCAAGACAAACGGGUGACUGAUGGCAAAGCUGAAGCCAUGUCUAGGUACUCUGUGUACAGAGGCCCUAUACCUCAAGGCCCAAGCAGCAAGCCGGGUGUGCUAGCCCAGACAUAUGGAGUGUCAAACUACCCGAUGCCAAGACCUGGGCAUGGUUAUGGUCCUGUACAGAGUGAAGAUCGAUCAGGAGCACAAGCUAGUAAAGGAGGCUUUUUACAGGGCUCAGGUUCUUGGCCACCAUCCUCUCAAUAUCAAGCACAGGUAGAGGCUGGUCCAUCAACUGUGUCUACUCCACCUGCCCAGUAUUCCAGGAAUCAGCCUGCAAGUAAUCAGACGUCAUCACCAACACCCACCUACACACAAUUACAGGCAAACCCACAAAGAAGUAUAGGCUUCUCAUAUCAGCAACAACAGCAGGACAAACAAACAGUGCAAGCCACCAUGGCUGCGUAUGGCCGAGCGGAUGCCCAAGGAGUCAGCCGGAGAGACCCUGCGAUGUGGCAGCAGUGGCAACCAACCAACCAGGGCUCAGAGACUGCGCAAGCACAGACACAAGAAUUCUCCGAGAUCUACAGUAUGCUUGAUGGACAGCAACCCACAUUCAGCACACAAGUUGAGCCAGAAUUCAAUGACCUGCCAAUGUUCCCCCCAUUUUCAGAAUAGAACACUCGAUAAUGUUUUGUUCCAAUAGGUUGCUGCAGCCAGAGUCAGCUGUUUUAUUUUUUAUUGUAGGGAGGUUAGAGGGAGGGUCCUAUGGCAUUUAGGCCAGCUAAGUAUAUGGAUGAUGAAUGGAUAACCAUUUAAUAUAAAUUAAUAAUAAUAUUUGUUAUUAAAUCGUCACUCCUAUUAAAAGCAACAAUUUAAAAAGUAGUUUUAAUGAUAAUAUUUUAACUUUAUUUUCUCAAGGAGUGGAUUUCAGACUGAUAGUUGGUGCUAAUUCUUAUUAUAUUUUAACAAUUUUUAACAAGUUUUAAUGAAAUAUUUCAUUUUUUCCUAAAAACCCUUUAAUAUUAGAUUAACCAGGUUCAAACAGCCAGCAUGAUGGUACAGAAGAGAAUGUACGCCUGCAUAUAUAUUGAAGUAUUAUAUAAAUUUUAUUUGAUUUAUGUUAAUCUAUUUUUACAAAACAAAGACCCAUAAAUAACACAAGCUUUUAUUUAUUAUAUUGUUUCUGUUGACAAGCAUGUCAUACAUUUUAAGAAAAAAAAAAUUCUCUCUGAUGUGGUAGCAAAUAUUAUUGAGGAGUUAUCUGCCCAAAUUAGGCCAAGUAGUCAUCAUACUACUUGAGUACCAGCCUCAUAACGCUUCGGCCCUUUAGAUAGAAUCUGCAAAGACUUGGACCUAGCAGUAAUCUUUGCAUUCAUGCUUAUGAAGGCUGCAGUACAGUAGUUUCCAUAUAUAGUGGGCACAGACUGUCUUGGAUUAAACCAAGUUCUUUUAAGGCCUAAAUUCCGUAGUCUACUAGUAUAUUCUCCGUAAACAAACUUCCUGAUUUUCUCUAUUUCAAAAACCUGCUAUUUGUAGUUUAUUUUAGUUUAUUUAUUUGCAGUGAGCAAUGCCUUUAAAUUGAUCAAAUUGAUUUCCAUCAGAAUGGUGAUAAUCUGUUGCAUUAACUAUCAAACAUUAGUUGCCAUCCACAGAUGAAUUAUGUACAGUAUUGUCUUCGAGCGAAAACAGUUUCCAUCGAGAUAUUCUUAUCAAUGACAUUGAAUCAAAUGCCCGAUGUUGUUCAUAUUAAAUAUAAUGUCAUAAUCGUGUAUUAUAAUAAAAAUUUAAUCCAAAAUGGACAAAAAUUUAUGAAUACCUAAAUUACAGUCAGGUAUCUGGAAAUCACAGAUAAUUUUGAUAUUGAAGAAAUGAAUCAGUAAUGUAAGUGAAUUAUUUUGUAUAGCUACUCUUGUUGAUAUUUUAAAGGUGUUUGUUCAUCAUUGUACAUAUCAAUUACACGUAUUGUUAUGAUGAGUCUUUAUUUUGUUAAUAAUGAUGAUAAUGAUAAUUGAUAUUAACAUAGACAUCAGGUGUAUUUUCUUAGAAUCAAAUGGAAUUACAGAUAUAUUCUUUCAUAUGUAAUUGAUUUCAUAUCAUUUAAUUACUGAAUAAGUUGGUUUUUUUAGGUAAAUUAGUUUCAAUAUAUUGAUAAGCAAGUAAGCAAACGUAUCAGACUUUACUCAGUUGUAAAUUUAAUUCUGAAGGGAAUUUUUUCUAAUCAGUUCAUCUCAAGGAUCUGGUAAAUUUUAAUUGUAGAUUUGACAAAAAAAAUAGAAGAGAAUUUUCAUAUACGGUAAUUACAAAUUAAUUGUAAAUGGUUAUUAUGUAAUAUUUUGUUCAAUGCCAUUGGAUAAAAGUACAACUAUCUUGUAACAUAUAGCUUAAGGUACUUGUUUUGCCUUUUUUAUGCUAUGCUUUAGAGUGUUUAGGUAAUGUUUUAGCAUUUUAAUUUUCUUUUGUAAUUUAUGAACAUUGGUUUAUGCUACUGAAUGAGUCAUCAACGGACAUUCUGUAAGCAAUACCAGAUAAUGUUUAGUUGUCUGUAUUGAGUAUGUUUGUGAUAACAUUUGUUAGUUUUUUUUUGGCAUGUGGUUUUUAGGCUCUUAUGUGUAGUGUGUCUGGAGGCUCGAGCCUCUAUGUUUGGGUUCUAAGGCUCCUCUGUAAGGCGGUCCUAAAGCUCAUCUGUGUAGUGUCCUCUAUGAGAGUGGUCUGGAGGUUGUCUGUACGAGGACCUUGAGGCUCGUCUAUGUAUGGGACCUAAGGGUCGUAUAUCUCUGCAAGAUGUCUGGAGGUUCCUCUGUAUAGGUGGUCUAAAAACUCCAUCAUUCAGGCUCCUUUGUAAACAUGUUCUUGAUGUUCUCUGUGUAAGGGGUCUUAAGUCUUCUGUAUUAGAGGAUUUUGUGGUUUGUGUGAAAGGAGCCUGAAGAUGCCUCUUUGUAGAAGGUCUGGAGCACUUCAGAGUACAGGGUCAGUUCUUUCUCAUUCACAAAUAUGUACCUGUUCCAAGUUGUUAUUUAGAUGCAAUUCCAUUGGAUUUUGGAUACACAUAAUUUCAGAUACCCAUGUUGGAUUAUUUAUUGAUUAUUCAUUUUUGUUCAAGAAGCCAUAUCUACAUUUCGAAAAAAAAGUCAAGGUGGGUGAUUAUGUAUUUAUGAUUGUUUAGGAUAUUUUGUGUUACAUUAAAUUGUUAAAUAAUUACUCCUCUACCUAUCUGUAUUCGAUAUUUUAGUUGGUCAUAAUGCUAAAAGUAAUUAUGCUUAUCAAUAAUCAAAUAGUUUUAUCUAGUUUUGUAUCAAUAUCCUUAAUAUAUUUUUAAACAAAUAAAACGAUAUCAACUUACUGGCUUGUUUAAAAAUAUGUUAAGGAUAUUUUAAGAUAAUUAAAAAUACCGUACUAUAAAUUAAUUAGUUGGUCAUUUUCCAAUAGAUUUGUUAUUGGUUGGUCAGUUAUUUAUUUGAUCAAUAAAAAUUGACUAUUUAAAUGACACACUAUGUGUUGAUGUUAGAAGAAUUUAUUCAAAAGAAUAUUUUUUUCUGUAAAUCCUGUAAGUGUUAUAGAAUGGGUUUCUAUAUCCAAAGGAUUUUAUACUCUGAAAUGUUGCACUUGAAUCUUUAUAAAAUAAUUCCAUGUAUGGAAAUCAUGUGACGUUUACCACAUGCUGUAAAUCAAUCCUUCUUAGAUCCUUGUGUAUUAUUUUUUUGUGCGUUAUUUUUUUGUGUGUUUUCAUAGAUACUUUUGUUGCAUGUUAUAUAUUAAGUGCUAAUACCAACGCUGAUGUAUUUGUAAGUGAAUCCAUUGUUGUAAGUUUGACUCUCAAUCGGAUGUUAUUACUUCAAAUUUACCGAAUAAAAUGCAUUUUGGUGAUAUUGUGUAUAUCAUA
This is a messenger RNA of Anneissia japonica, 5704 nucleotides long. RefSeq names its product aryl hydrocarbon receptor nuclear translocator 2-like. Gene Ontology annotation, biological process: regulation of transcription by RNA polymerase II. NCBI's taxonomy places the organism in Eukaryota, Metazoa, Echinodermata, Crinoidea, Comatulida, Comatulidae. The transcript is spliced from 16 exons. The record is from RefSeq and is a predicted model, not a curated record. The coding region runs from base 457 to 2499 and encodes 680 amino acids. Gene Ontology annotation, cellular component: cytoplasm; nucleus; transcription regulator complex. Gene Ontology annotation, molecular function: DNA-binding transcription factor activity, RNA polymerase II-specific; RNA polymerase II cis-regulatory region sequence-specific DNA binding; protein dimerization activity.